CCCCCCGCGGGUGCCGGCGGCGGGGCGCGGCGGUGACGCGCGGCGGUGACGCGCGGCGAUGACGCGCGCGGACGAUGGGGCAGGCGCUGUGCGUGUGCUCGCGCGCCACCGUCAGCAUCGGGGGCGCGCGCUACCUGCUGCUGCACCGCCUGGCGGAGGGGGGCUUCAGCUGCGUGGACCUGGUGGAGGGGCUGCGUGACGGGCGGCUGUACGCCCUGAAGCGCAUCGUGUGCCACGACAGGGAGGACCGGCAGGCCGCCCUGCGCGAGGCGGAGAUGCACGGCCUCGUGCGGCACCCCAACGUCCUGCGGCUGGAGGCGCACUGCCUGGUGGAGAAGGGCGCCAAGCACGAGGCCUGGCUGCUGCUGCCCUACGUGCAGGGGGGGACCCUCUGGGGCGAGGUGGAGGCGCUGCGAGAGAAAGGGGCCUUCAUGCCGGAGCAGCGCAUCCUCCUCAUCCUCCACGGCAUCUGCUGCGGGCUGCAGGCCAUGCACAGCAAGGGCUACGCGCACAGGGACCUCAAACCCACCAACGUGCUGCUGGAUGAGGACGACCGGCCCGUGCUGAUGGACCUGGGCUCCAUGAACCGGGCCCGCAUCGAAGUCACCAGCUCUCGGGAGGCCAUGGCCCUGCAGGACUGGGCUGCCCAGCGCUGCACCAUCUCCUACCGAGCCCCGGAGCUCUUCACGGUGCCCAGCCAGUGCGUCAUCGACGAGCGCACGGAUAUUUGGUCCCUAGGCUGCGUGCUGUACUGCAUGAUGUUCGGGGAGGGCCCCUACGACAUGGUCUUCCAGAAGGGCGACAGCGUGGCUCUGGCGGUGCAGAACCCCAUCGCCGUGCCCCCAUCUUCCAGGUACUCGGCCGCCCUGCACCGCCUGCUCUCCUCCAUGAUGGCGGUGAACCCCCAGGAGCGGCCCAGCAUCGACGAGGUCCUGCAGCAGCUGGAGGGGCUGCAGCCUGCGCCGGCCGGCCAGGUCACCACGUGCAUCUGAGCCCGUCCCACCCCGCGGCGGCACAGGCCGAGCUGGGAGAAGAGCAGCUGCCCUCGGCCCUGCUUCCCUGCAGGGCUUGUUUCAGAGGGGAUUUCUGCACCCGGGGGAGAGCUGCUACGUGCCGGAGGUGUGUUGGACUUGGAGCGUGGCCUUUGGGGGUGUGUGCUGGGGGUUUGUGCCCCAAACGCUGCUGCUGGGGACUCGCACAGCCCAGGGCU
This is a messenger RNA of Oxyura jamaicensis (ruddy duck), 1210 nucleotides long. It is a transcript of the gene STK16, whose product is annotated as serine/threonine kinase 16. The record is from RefSeq and is a predicted model, not a curated record. Gene Ontology annotation, cellular component: Golgi apparatus; cytoplasm. The transcript is spliced from 7 exons. The coding region runs from base 75 to 992 and encodes 305 amino acids. NCBI's taxonomy places the organism in Eukaryota, Metazoa, Chordata, Aves, Anseriformes, Anatidae. Gene Ontology annotation, biological process: protein phosphorylation. Gene Ontology annotation, molecular function: ATP binding; protein serine/threonine kinase activity.